Passer domesticus (house sparrow) is the source of this 8995-nucleotide messenger RNA. It is a transcript of the gene SLC46A2, whose product is annotated as solute carrier family 46 member 2. The record is from RefSeq and is a predicted model, not a curated record. Gene Ontology annotation, molecular function: transmembrane transporter activity. Lineage: Eukaryota; Metazoa; Chordata; Aves; Passeriformes; Passeridae. Gene Ontology annotation, biological process: transmembrane transport. The coding region runs from base 6471 to 7829 and encodes 452 amino acids. The transcript is spliced from 4 exons. Gene Ontology annotation, cellular component: membrane.
CUGGAGAUACAACAGGAUCCUGCAAAGAAAGGAGAAUAUCAAUUUCGUACAUGUACUGGAGCCCUAAGAACACACAAAAUCUACUAAGGCUGUUGGUUCAAUAGCAGCCUGGGAAGGUGCUAGCUAACAUCCUCCAAAGCAGUAUGCACUGUUUACAUGAGCUUUCUCCAGAGUCUGGGGCUAUCACCUGGAGCACUUUGAUGCAGAGUUGUGGGGCUGGGGAAAUCCAGACACAUCUUCCCUGUUCUUCAAGUGGAGGUGACACCUCUGCAUGGGUUGCAGGGUCUCAAAAGCCCUUGCUGUUUUCCAGGUAAGGCUUCUCCAGCACCAGGACUGCAGUUGACCACCCAUGCACAUUCUGCUCUCUUGUCUGAAGAUUACACCCCUGGCGCUAUUUUUUACUGGUGCCCUGAAGCAAAAUGAGAAGGGACAGCUCCCCCAUAGUCUCCAAGCCACCCUCGUGCAGGAUGCUGGUGCCUUUCCCUUCUGUCUCAGGGACCUCUACACCCUGCCAGCUCAAAACAAGCUGGAUUAAUUAGCCAGGUGUGGCUAUGGCACAUGUUGUAAACAGGGUUAUCCCUGUUAUUUGCUGUGCCUUGUUGCACAGGUUGUCCCAAAAUCCUCGGCUGGCAUUGGAGUCUGUUUGCAGUGAAGACAGUGAUAGGCACUGCCAUGCAAGCUUGUAGCCCAAAACCAGCCGUGUGUGGGCUCUGCAUUCACCACCUGUGCUGAAGGGCCUGUGCAGUGGUCCGCAGAGGAUCAGAUGGUGCUCUGUAAUCAAGGAGAGCUUGUUAUUGAGUUUCCUGUGUUUUUCAUUUCUGAGCUGCUGCGGUUGAGUAAACACACUCCUCAUGAAGAACAUGAAGAGCUGCUGUCUGCUGUAUGGAAAAAAGGGUGCUAAGGUUUAGGAAGGUCACUGGACUGUACCACAGCAUCUGCAGCUUUUGGGUUGUGUAUGCCAUUUCUUGGGUUUUGCUUUUUCUUUUUAACAAAUGACUGAAUGUGUUUGACGGGAUGUUCUGCAUUAAAACAGCACCAAAACAAAACCAUAGCCAAUUCCUGUACUGAGCAUGCAGCCCAGCAGAGUAAACAGAAGAGGGGUUGUGAGGAGAGUUACCAUCUGCCUGCUCAGAAUGUCUGGGGUGUCACUGAGGUCUUACUGCAAAUGAUGGCUUCAGUGUUAACUUUACCUGCCUGAAAAACAGAAAUUUAGCCAGGCAAGGAGCUAGCUUGAGACCUAUCAUGUGAAAAUGAACUAAUUAGUUCAUUUUCACUAAUUAGCCAGGCAAGGGUGUCUCCAGAAGAUUUAAAGAAACAUAUACCUUCCCUCCUCUCCAGGAAAAGCACUAUGCCUUGCACAAAGCAGAAAUGCAGAGCCUGUCUCUUCAUGCAUUUAUGAUGAUUUUUAUGGUCUCCACUUCUCAGCCAGGAAAAUGGAUUCAUUCCUUUUUUCUCCACUGUCCUGACAUCCUCUGCCAGCUACUCUUGUAGAGUCUCAGGCUUAUGGAGAGAUAUACAUUCCCUCUAAUUGUACCUGUCUAGGGCUGAGUUAUUUAGCAAAGGUCCUUUCAGACCGGAAAAAUCAGCACUCCUCUUUCCUUUGGUCUUCUCUUCGCCCUCUUUCCCUCACUUCUAAGGACAGGGGAUUUACUAUUGCCAAAAAGUUUUCCAGACCUAAACAGAUAACAAAAUAUGAAGCAGACCUGCAAAAUUGUUUCAAAAUAAUUGCUUUGGAGAGCACUUAGGAAGGGGAAAAAACUCUGUGGGUUUGAACCAAAUUUUUAUACAUUAAUGACUGUAGUUCAUUCAGCAGUGAAAUUUUUAAAUAAUUAUGUUUUCGCUAUAGCUAUUUCAUUUUUUUCAGACUAUCCACUAUUAUGUAAGAUUGGAUUGCUUAUGCUGUAGUUCCAGGACAGUUUUAUUCCACCCCAUUUUUCAAGGCUGUUGCUGCCUGCACACUCUUAAAAUUUGCGGUGCUUCUGUUCCAAACACAUAUAUAUACCUUGGCAACAGUUAAAAAGAGGCAUGAAUAUAAAUGAAAAGGAGGAUGUGCACACACACAAAAAAAUCAUUUAGUGUGAGGAUUAUCUGGGCCUUAUCUAAGAGCCACAGCAGAAUUUGUUCUGUGGUCCAGCUGAUCAGGCAGACACCAGGUACUGCAAGAAGCAUUUUUUCCUGCUUCCAUAGACAGCAUUAAUGUUGAGGCAUACAAUUAGCUGCCAGGACUAUUAAUUGCCCAAAUUUCUCAAGCUAAAGGGAAAAAAGCCGACUCGGCAAAAAGCAUCUGUCAAAGGAUGAUGUGUUUUGAUUUUCAGCAGGGGCUAGGCCCACAGGAGACUCCAACAAGGUAAGCAGAAAAUUCUGAAUGGAGAAAAAUAGAGAAAACCAUGAUGACUUGUGGUGAAAGCAAGGGAACAUAGGUGUCUGGUGCUGCUUGGUCAGCCAGUGACCGUCGUGAAGGAAAACUGGACAGUGCUGCCAUUCGCAGCUCCUUGCUGCUCUCCUGUGUUGUUCUGAAAGUGGUGGGGAAGCAGUGAAGAGCUCCAGCCUUUUUCAAAAGAAGGCUGGCAGACCUCCCUACCCUUGUGGGGGUCACCCAUCCCCUCCAUGCUUCAUGUCAGUGUACCCCAUGAGGUCUCUCCAUGGAGCAAAUCCCUCCUCCAGGGUUCUGUAGCCUGCACACCACCCUGGAGUUUGCUCACAUGGAGCAGUGGGUGCGGAAAAGGCGCCUGUGUGCUCCCACUGCCUGUGGCCUGUGCUUCCUUUUUCUCCCAGGAGAAGCAGAGGAGAGCAGAUGUCUUCAUAGGUGAUCCCAGCAUGUCUGAUGAUGCUGCAACUCCCAAAUGCCAGACUGCUGGCCCAGAGGUCUCAGUGUCUGAGGCACCUCCAGGUGCACCUGUAAGGGCAUGGUCCUCUAUUUUAUUACAGCAAUGGUGCACUUCCCAGCUGUUGUGCCACAGACACUAACACCAGCCCCCCAAGUGUCCAAACAGCCUUGAUGUUGUUUCUCAGAGCCACAAAACAAGGCUGCUAGAUGGCUUUUUUUUUCAGGCAUUAGCUUCCACCACCAGUGGCUCUGGAUCCAGCAAAACAAUUGCCAGGGACUAGAAUGCUGCAUCCCUGUGCCCCUGGAUUUCCACACAGCUCCCAUUCUCCCUCCAUCUCCCCCAUCCCUGUGAGCAGAACCACAUACCUUGUAAGGACAAGGACUGUAUAUAAUUAGAUGGCAGCCACUGAGGAAGACAAUUUCCCAAACCACGGAAUGCUUUGGUCAUUUAUGAAGUAUUUUCCAAAGCAAAACCAGCCAUCACUAAAACAGCUGCUUCUCUCCAGUGUUUUCAACCAGCUCUCCCUCCCUCUGGGGCUGUAAUGGGGCUGCAGCUUCAUCCAGGAUCAGACCCAGGCACUUUACAUUCCUAGUCAUGUUUCCCUACUUUACCACUGCUACAAAGCUACAGUGGAGAGGAUGAUCUGCACAUACCAAGUAGGAAGAGGAGGAGUAAGAGCUGAUUUACCACCUUAGAGGCAAAAUGCCUUGCCAUGCAGGGAUUGUAAAUCACAGGUCCUAUUAGCAGGCUUAAGGGAGAGAUAUAAAGAGGGCUUUCUUGCCCUCAUUGGAUUGCAGUCCUGGAUGUCAAAAGGACCUCUUCAGACAAGGAAUGCUGAAGAUCAAGUUCCAGAAUGCUGGUACUUGUGUAGCCCAGUUCCCCCAGCAUACUGAAAUUCCUAUGACAACUCUAUUCAGAAAGAAAAAGUGAUGGAAUUGCCAUAAAUGGUUUGAAGAAGAAAGAAACAGCAGAGGAAUGUAAAACAUCACCACAGAGAGGAAUAAAACAGCUCUGGUUUGGCCAGAUUGACAAACUUUGCAAGUGCUGGUGAAACAUGUGCUGACUCUGCCUCUAGUGGGCCUCAAGACAAGACCACUCUAGAGAAAAAUGCCCUAAAACAGUGUGGUCCUUCUCCAGCAGGCUACACCAUUGUAUUUGUGUUGUUAAGAUAGACUCUGAUUCUGUGUGCACAUUUUUCUUAAAUGUCAAGGGCCACUCUCUUAAGGCUCCACCAUACUUAUGCUGCAUGAACAUAUUUUAAAGCAGAUGGAAAUGUCCCUAUAAAUAUUAGUAAUAUAAGAACAGGGGGUUCUGAAAAAAUACUAGAUAAUAAUAAUUUUGAAGACUUUGUGGCAUCAAAUGAAUACGGUAUUUGUGAAAAUUGUUUUGCAGUAGUAAAUAUUUUGGAGCCUGAGCUAAACUCCUACUUUGGCACUGACUGUUUUGCAAUUACUGACAUGGAAAUGUAUCCUUCCAUGAGAAUUAGUUCUAAAAAGUACAUUUAAUGUGAGUGAACACACUAAAUAUCCUGGAGAUAUAGAUGUAAUUCAUGAGAUCACUAGUUACAUUUAGCACAGUUCAUUAGCUAUCUAGACCUGAACAGAAUUGUCUGAAUAAGCCAAGCAGUCUGUAUAUGCAACAAAGUAUGGAGGAAAAAUAUCCCUCAUGCAGGAGUUGAGCAGAUCUGCAGUGUCUCAAGCACAGUCACUGUUACAUACCUCUGCACUCCAAUUUGAUUGCUUUGCACCAGACCCCAUGUCCCAAACUGAAGCUUGAAUAGGACAAAUAAUUUAUCUCUCCCUGUAAUUCUGGUGGAAGACACAAGGCUCCCUGGGUGAAGUAAAAUGUGGCAAUUCCUUUGGUUGCAUUUGUUGCUUCAACUGGUCACAGGCUGAUGCCUUGGGGUUUUCAGUAAGGCUGUCUGGAAUUUCCAUCUUCUGGAAAUAUUUCAGGGUUUGCUGAAGAAAACCUGUCCCACUUUUCAAUAAAAGCUGAAGAAACUAGACGCUUUUUGCAGCUAAUCUGGGUAAAAGAAAAAAGGCAACUGUUGGAACAGCACACAUAAUUUAGAGCUGGCUAAGAGUCUUUUGGGCUAACAAAAAAUUCUGUGAUGAAGGUGGAAUUUUCUAGAGCAAAUCAUUCUAGCGGACAGUUCCCCACUCCUUUCCAUGUUAGACCAUGUAUCUUUCUUUCUGUAUUCGAAAUAUAAGCCAAAAAUUAUUGCACAACCAAACAGAGUGAAAAAAAGAAACUCUUGAGCCGAGGCAUUGAGUAAAUGUCACCUGAGUCAACAAAGAGUCUAACAGAUGGAGGCUUUAAUAUUGUUUUUUUCAAAUUCAUCAAUUUAUUUUUAAAGUAAUGACCGUAACUCUUCCUAGAACAGAUUGUUAUUCUGCCUGUUAUGAUUCAUUAAACCAGUACAGAAUGAGAUCAUUAUCAUUUAAGUUAGCAUUUUUGAGACUGCCAAAUAUCCUUCAAGUACUUCCUGCAGCUGGGACUGCAAGCAUUGUCCUUGGAGCUGGCAGCCUGCUUGCACUAUAUCCUGGUCCAAGAGCUUCUUGUGCCUCUGGCUAGCAGCACUGCUGUGCCCACGGGGCCCUGCUUGAGUGGGUUGCUCUACCUGCCCCUCAGGCAGCAGCAAAAUUAGAAACUGACUUCAAGCUGCAAGGCUUGAGAGUCUGUGGAAAUAAGCACCUGCAGAGAUGCACAGCCAUCUCCCUGAGGAGCCAGGGCUGGAAAACUCUUCUCCAGAGAUGGAUUCUCACCCACCUCAGCCUGCAGGUGAGCUGGCUGAUUACUGGGACACAGUGGUCAUUGAUGCCUCUGGAUAAAUUGCCUCCUGUUGCAAAUUUCCACAUUUGCCAAAGGAUGCAACAAGCAGAGUGGCAGCCACAUGAGGCAGGUUACCAGAAAUAGACCUUUUGCCUUUUAGUUUCUUUUUGGUGUAAUUUCCUGACUGCAUUAUUGAAACAACAAUGACAUAAGGGGCAUGAUUCAGCAACAGGGAAGACAGAAGCAGGUAAAAGCAAAAGAGACAAUAACUUAUUUGUGUAGAAAAAAAGAAAAAUGAGCUGGCAGUAAAGGGGAAUUCACAAAUUACCUGAUAAAAAGGCACAUAGCCAUUCCCUGCCCCCACAACCACUCUGAGUGUUCUUUGACAUAUGAAGGAUACCAAAAGAAGAAAAAAAAAAACACCCAAAAACCCAGCAAACAAAAAGCAAACCACCACCCCAAAUUACAGCAAUUACUUGAUCAGGGCAUUUUCACUUCCUACUCUGUAAGAGAGAAAUUCCCCAGGUCAUCUGACGUCUGUUGAAACUACACCAGGAAGAGGAGCAGCAGCAGCUGACAAGUGCAGGGCGUUCUCUGGCUGUACAAAAGCCUCCCAUGUGCGAGGCAGAGCUCAGAGCAGCGCAGGGAUGUGCAGGUGUGUGUAUACAUAGCAAGGUGAGCUGCGAGUAUCCUGCCAGCCAGAUCAUCUCUUGCACAACUCUCCAGUCCUGUGCAGCCCGGCGGACCUUUAGCUGCUUGUUUCCAAAGAUGCCUCCAGAGCAGAGCUUCUGAGGAGCUGUUUCCUCACAUGCUGUUUCCUUGAAUGCUGCUGAAAGCAGCUCUCUCCAAGAAGAGGCAGCGGCUAGCAGCAUGGUGGGAAUAAUGGCAAUGAGGACGUGGAUUGAGCCAGUGGUCGCGGGUUCCCAAGUGGCCAGUGCCUUCUACGACACAGCACUGCUGCUGGUAGUGAAGAACUACUACAACCAGACCAACAGCACUGCUCCCUCCCAUGUCCUGGAAGAUGCCCAGCAGAAGGCUGUAUCUAAUUUUUAUAUCAUCUACAACCUAGUUCUGGGCCUGAGCCCACUGGUGUCAGCCUACGGCUUGUCCAAGCUGGGGGACAGGACACACCGCAAGAUCCCCAUCUGCUUCCCUCUUCUUGGUUAUCUGGGCUCCAAAACUCUCCUGCUUCUCCUGAUUCUGCUGGGCUGGCCAGUGGAGGUGAUGUAUGGGGCUGCUGCCUUCAAUGGGCUGACAGGAGGCUUCACCACAUUUUGGGCAGGCAUCAUGGCUCUGGGAUCUCUGGGGUCCUCUGAAAGAAAGAGGUCUCUGCGGCUCAUCAUUAUUGAACUGGUGUAUGGCCUCGCUGGCUUUCUGGGAAGCAUGGCAUCUGGCUACCUCUUCACUGGCUUCAGUGACCGCUAUCGAGAAGGCACCGUGCUGGUGUGCUGCAGCAUUGCUUGCUAUGCCUUUUGUCUGCUUUACAGCAUUUUUGUCCUCACAGUCCCCAAGCCAGCAGCUUCCUGCACAGCCAAAGCCAAGAGUGCAGAGGAGAUGGGUGGUCAGCUACCAGAAGCAGUGGUAAAAGGGAGCUCCCAACCUUCAGAGAGCGGCAUCUUCACUCCAGUGUCACCCUCGAAGCUCAUCAUCAUCCUGCUGUUUGUGGCAGCAAUCCUCUAUGACCUGGCUGUGGUUGGUGCAAUGAAUGUACUCCCACUGUUCUUGCUCAGGGAACCUUUAAGUUGGAAUGCUGUGGAGAUUGGCCACGGUAAUGCUGCUGGGUACGUGAUCUUCAUUACCAGUUUCCUAGGGGUACUUGUGUUCUCUAGAUACCUGAGGGAUAUUACCAUGAUCAUGAUCGGAGUAGCAUCAUUCAGCGCUGGCAUCCUGAUCAUGGCCUUCGUGCAGUGGACGUUCCUGUUCUACAUUGCACGGGCAGUGAUGCUGUUUGCCCUCAUCCCCUUACCAACCAUCAGGUCCAUGUUGUCCAAGCAUGUUGAAGGAUCAUCCUAUGGUAAGGUGUUUGUCCUGCUGCAGCUGUCUUUAGUCACCACGGGUGUAGUGACAUCUACAGUCUACAACAAGAUCUAUCAAAACACACUGGACUGGUACAGCGGCUUCUGCUUCAUUUUGUCUUUUCUAGUUGGCUGCCUGAGUCUCCUCCCUUUAAGCUUUGUGGCCAUCAAACAACGGUCAACCACUGGCUCCCUUGAGAUUCUGACUGAGUAACAGAGACAUCUUCUGGUUGUUAUCAUCAGCCCCUACCAACACAAGAGGAUACAUAGCAUUUAUAUUUUCACUUCACAGCAUGCCACAAUCUCUCAGCCACUACACUCAUCCUGGAAGAGAUGUUUGCCUUCUUAUUUCUGCAGCAUGCACCCCAUCCUGCAGGGUCUGUGUAUUAGCUAUUGCACACCAGCAGUCCUCAGAGCAUUCUGCUCUUUGCUACGCUGGUCAGAAAUACCAAAGAGGUACAAGAAUACAGGCUAGAAAUGAAAAUGGCAUUUCCAGACACAUCGUUCAGAGUGAAAACGGAAAGCAGAGGAUCAGUUUUCCAUCAGUUUCUUCUUGUUUGUUCAUUCAGAAAUCUCAGGGCAGUACUGUGACUUUGGCUGAUGAGACAGGGCUGCAAGCCACAUGCCAUGUGCACAGGGCGAUCAGCAGGACACACCGGCUCCCCAACUCCUGCAGAUGUUAUCAGCCCAGCCAAUUAAUGUUAUGCACAAGACCAUUAAAUAGAGAAAUAACACCAUCAAAAUAUGUCAAAUUAACAGAAUUUUAGUAAUCCCUACUAACAGAAUUUUAGUAAUCCCUACAAUAAAACACCUCUGAACUGAUGUUUAUGUCCCUGAUUUCUGGGAGAAUGUCACACUGUCCCUGGACAGUGCUUCAACAGAGCUCAUGGGAGGAAUAAGACCCAAGACCUAAUGAUAGUGUUUCAGCUCACACAACCAUGAUGUGCUACUGUUGUCACAGGUUAAGUACAGGUAAGUGCAACACACAGCUCCUACAGGAUUUAUGGAGGUGUAAGGACACCGAUACCAUGUUACCCCAGCUUUUAUCUGGGCUGGAAAGGAACCUCAAGGGAUACAGCAACUAGCAUGAGAUGAUGUCACAUAAAUCUAAACAUGAGUCAAAAGUGUGGCAUGUCUCACAAGGAUGUGUCUGCUUACAUGCUAAUUGAACUAAGAAGGAUUAAGCGGCUUCCAAGGUCCUGGACUAAGUAAAGGGAAGUUAAAAGUCCUUAAAUAACUGAAAUAAUCUGGAGGCAAAUCAGGCAGCUUCAGUUCCAGCCAGAGGUACGGCAUGCAGAAGUUGGUUCAUCAUUACACAAUCCCUUCCUCUGAGGAAGCUGCUGUCACCCUGUCCCCCCCAUCCAUCCCCCCUCCUCCAAU